Molecule: messenger RNA, 681 nt
Organism: Penicillium hordei
Lineage: Eukaryota; Fungi; Ascomycota; Eurotiomycetes; Eurotiales; Aspergillaceae
Exons: 3
Coding region: 1-681 (226 amino acids)
Source: RefSeq, a predicted model, not a curated record
AUGGCGGGAAAAGGGGAAUUCGACUCAGAGGGCGCUCAACCUGCCAGCCAGUCCAAAGCCGCGAGGUUCAAUGCCCAUGUAUUGAAAAAGCUCCAAGCCGCAGUCAUAAAAGAUCCGGAGAUCAACUUGGCCGAGCAAUUCCCGCUGGAGUAUCCGCAACGUCUUACAGAAAUGAGAAAUCCUAUUGAAAGCUCCCCGAAGAAAACCAAAUAUAAUCCACCGGAGGCCGAUGAAGACAUCCGACGAUCUCUUUGCCCAUCAGACCCGGUUGAAAUUGUGUUUCCUCUUUCGGACGCAGUUGCAAAGUUAAUCGAGCCUGUGUCACAAACUGCGGAGGGGUUGCCGGUCGGACUCUCUCAAAGGCUGUUUGAAGUUCUAAAGAGUAGUGAAAUUCUUUGGAAAGCUCCCUUCGCUCGACAGAAAGUAAUAUUCAAAUGCUCCGCGGAAAUCGUUGUCAAAGCGAUUCGCAAUAUGGAGUGCUUUACUAAAUACACCGCUUUACAAUAUCUUGACCGUUAUAAGUCAAAUAUUCCAGUACCAAAGCCUCUUGAUUUAGAUGUACGCCGCUUGGGGCAGUCUGGCAUACACUCGACUCUUAUCGAAAACACUCCCUUAGCAGCCAACUCAAUACGAUAUUGGCAGAUUUGCGAACCCUUCCUUUUACAGAAGGGAGUCCUCUAG